AUGGGGAAUAGUUGUCAGAACUUACCAAAUGAACGGCUUUUGUCACUGAGUGCUGAUGGUGAACUUGUUAAGACGUAUGAACUACUUUGGCAUUUAGCUGAAAUCGUCCUUCUACAAACCUUAGGUCCUGGUAAACUGGCAUCUGCACUAACUGAGUGGUAUUUCGUCCAAUCCCAAGACGCGGUUAACGUCGCACGGAGGUUGCUUGACACACUUAGUGCCCCUGGGAGUGCGUUAAAAUCGCAUGAUGAUUUUGAACAAGCUUUCUGGCCAACUGCAUUGGCACUCGUUACCCAAGCUAGACCAAUGGAGGUGUCCGCUCUGUUGGCGUCACACCCAAAAGCAAAUUCCAGCCUUUAUAAAGACGUGCGUCAGUUGCUGAUUGCUAUGCCUCUUCUUGAUUCAAAUGCAUCUACAGAAGCUCACUGGACAGAGAGCGGGUCUCCUUUUGAAAAGGCAUGGCAUUAUUGGCAGAGCAGCUGUGGUACUCGCCUUGCAGAGGAAACGCGGAAGCAAUCUUCGACGAGGAACUCCGAUGUCGAUUAUCUUGUUCUGAUCCUAUCGAUCUUGGCCGGUCGUCACGAUUGUUGGCAUGAUUCUCGGGUCGUAGCUGCCUGUGGUGACUGGUAUUUCCAGUUCGUCGGAUGGCUUUUCUAUACUCAUCAUUUCGUGGAAACGUCUUCCCUCAACACCGUUUUGGAGCAAUUUAGGCCCACCUUUAACAGAAAUUCACUUGAAAACGAAGACAUGUGCAUUAAACCUAUAGUCGACGAGGUGAUAAAACAUAUUCUUUCUGAAGACAUUCUCUCUGUGGUGUUCGCACUGAGUGAAAAAUUUAAUAAUUGGUGGAUGGUUGCUCAUUUCGCUAACCUCAUCAAGCAUCUACUUCCCGACUUUUUUUCUGGCAUUGACCCGACGCAGCCAUCUUCAUUCCGUCCGAUUUUAAAACUGGAAGACCCAAUGUCUGGUGUAACGCCGCCGAGGCCUGCACACCUGACUUCGACAAUGCCUGACUUCUUCCUCCUCAGUUAUGCCGCCAGCCUAGCCGCCGACCCAAGCCUUCUCGAUGUGGCACUUGGUUAUUUAGCUCAAUGCACUGCACUUCAGUCCUCCGCUCGAGCUGUUCAAGCUUCGAUUUUACAGCGAACAAAGCCUACCACUACACGUCUCACUCACAAUUUGAUUCGAUUGGCUAGGAAGCACCAACUUCAUGAGGUGGCCAAUGAGAUUGCUCGCUCUAAAUGUCGGGCAUCGCUAUCACUGUCAAGACACCCAAGUUGUUCCGCAUCUUCCAUGGAUGUUGCAAGUAUCUGUUCAUCUCUUGGUUGGGCUAUAGUCACCAGGGAUACUCAGUUAAUCUCUCGCAUCAUUACUUACACCCUCAUGACAAGCAUUUCGCGCGAGUCCUUCGAUAAUAAAUCUUGGAGAGCGAUAAAAGAGGUGGCCACGAUGGUAACAGGUCUGUUUGGGAGUGAUGAACAGAACUCUUCCAAUGUACAAAAUCACUCAUGGCUUACUCUGCUUGUCUCGUCCCCCGAACUCGCGUUUAUUUCUCGAUAUGCCGAACUACAGUGUCAACUUAAUGCUUCCAGUGAUACCGGGGAAAUUACACGCACGCUUCUCGAUUUACUUUCGACAAGUGACAACAACAGGGGCUUCCAUGUGCCACUUAGGCUGAAGAUUCACAUGCUUAGUCUAGUGAAACCGCACUUAGACGCAUCGACGAUGGGAAAACAUCAGGCUGAGGCUUUGGCUGCUGUCGUCACAGAGCUGAAGGCCACACUGCGGUUAGUUGGGAAAGGUUGCGAAAAAGAGGAUUCCCAUGCAUUGCUGAGGGGUCUAAAUGCACUCCUAGUUCAGGCAAGAGCUGCAGCUAUUUUAAGACGAGAUGAAGGCUCUGUUUGCGGACGAUAUUCCCCGUCGCACACGCCCAGUGAGUAUGAGACUUCAGAAUUUGGAGGAUCCAUGAACUGA
This is a messenger RNA of Mesocestoides corti, 1974 nucleotides long. The record is from the annotation of a GenBank genome assembly. NCBI's taxonomy places the organism in Eukaryota, Metazoa, Platyhelminthes, Cestoda, Cyclophyllidea, Mesocestoididae.